This is a messenger RNA of Prorocentrum cordatum, 693 nucleotides long. NCBI's taxonomy places the organism in Eukaryota, Dinophyceae, Prorocentrales, Prorocentraceae. The record is from the annotation of a GenBank genome assembly.
AUGGCUUCUCGCGUGAGACCAAUUUUUCCGUCGCUCUCAUGGACACUCCCCCGAGAGUAUGCCAUCAGAGUGCUGUGGGCGAACACGACUGAUGACAGCGUGGCGUCUCUCGACGAGGUGCUGGCCGACGAGGUCGACGCCGAGUUCGAGCUGCUGCGCAGCGCGGUGCACCUGCAGGCGUCUCUCGUGCACCCCUCGGUCGCCCAGCGCGCAGCACGCGUCUCCGGGCUCCUGUCCGCGAUCCAGGGCGCGAUGACCGCGCUCGUGGUGCAAAUCUGCGAGGUCCUGUUCUCGGUGCUGGUGUGGCAGGAUGCCCCCUACGGCCGGGCAGCGGAGGAGCGGUGGACUGCGCGGCUCGCGCACCUCGUCGGCCUCGCCGCCUGCCACGCCGCCGCGGCCGCGUGCGCGGGCGAGGCCUCUCGCCCGCCGGUGUGGGCCCUGGACGUGCUGUGGCUGGCGCUGAACUUCUGGGCCAACGUCUGGGCGCUGGCCGAGCACUCCGCGUGGGGCCUCGGCUUCUGGGACGUGCAGCUCCUGGCCUACGGCGGCUUCUGCCCGCCGAGCCGCUUCGUCGCGGAGGCCUUCCUCGGCGCGGGCCGCGGGGGCGGCGAGGGCGCCCUCGUGCGGCCGGCGCUGCGCGCCGCGUCGUGGUUCCCGGCGCCCCACGACUUGUUUGCUUCCUCUGCCUGCUGA